UCGUCUCCAGGGUCAAACCGUCCCUUUGCCCCGGGCCCUUCACCUCCCAAUCCCCGGGGGAGGCCCCUCACCGCCUUCCGUCAACCGACAGAGUGGAGGCGGCUAUUCGCCAGUGAGUCUGGACAAGCCUGGAAUGCUUUGGGCAUUUUUGGUUUUUUUUUUGUUGCCAAGUAUGAAUGAGAGGGAAUGAGAGGCCCCUUGUUGCUCAGUGACAUUUUGAUAAUAACUAUCAAUAUCCCGGCGCUCGUCAUUGAUCAGAAACUGAAUUGCACAGAGCGUCCACCAGCUCCAGAGGGUAUACUGCCGUCUCUGGACUGAUUGAUUAGGAAAUACCUUAAAUCUGUAAAUGCCUCUGGGCCAGGAGACCCAGGUUCAAGUCUCACCUGCUCCAAAGGUGUGUAAUAACAUCUCUGAAGCUAAAAAUCUGUAAACUAAGGCAAAAUACUGGAAAUCUGAAACAAAGUGAUGCAGAAACUGACUGUUGCUAUAAGAGGUAAAGGCAACAAAUCCUAACUCGCCUCCUGAUUUCCCCAUCAUCAAAACACCAGUCAGGAGUGUGAUGGAAUAUUCCUCACCUGUCUGGAUUGUUGCAGCUCCAAAAGCACUGAAGAAGCUUGGCACCAUCCAGGACAAGGCAGACUGCUUCAUUGGUAAUCAAUCUGCCACCUUCAACUUUCGCGGCUUUUGCUUCUGAUGUGCCAUCUUCUACCAGCUACAAGAUACACUGCAGAAAUUCAUCAAGGCUUCUUCAACAAUACCUUCCAAAUAUAUAACUACUACCAUCUAGAAAGUUAAGGCCAGCAGAUGCAUUAGAACAGUAUCGCCUACAAGUUCCCCACUGCGCCAUUCACCAUCCUGGCUUGGAACUACUGUAUAUCAUUGUUAAUUCAGAGUUGCUGGGUCUUCCCUCUCCCUAAUUGGAGGUGUACAGUAGAUCAAGUAGGCAGUUCAGCACCAUCUUCCCAACAGAAAUUAACGAUUGGGAACAAGCAUGGGAUAUGAAUCUCAGUGGCAAAAUCAACGUUGAAAAAAAAAUUUCAAAUCAAGAAACUUGUGCAAAUUUUCAAGAAAAGAGAAUAUUGAGGUGCUUCCUUCCUUUGGCCCAGAAAAAUGUUGCAGGAGGUUCCUCCAUUACACAGCUUGUAUCCAGGUUUGCCACCCUCGACCUCCGAUAUAUUCAAUCUCCAACUAUUUCCACAAUAACCAAACUGGGAUUACCUUUGGGCAGUAACUUCACUUGUGCACGUAAAUUAUGUGCUAUCAAGAGUGUGCCAAGUUGUGCAAUUAAUUUUCAACAACCGGUGAGAGCUCUCACUUACUGCAGUCUACGUAAAGGAAAACGGAAAUCGGUGAAAUCUGUUGUCAAAAGGUUCCUACGGCUGCACUGUGGUCUCUGGGUGCGGAGAAAGGCGGGUUACAAGAAAAGACUUUGGAAGAAAAGGCCUGCGAGAAAACGUAGACUCCGACAACAUGUCUUCUGUAACAAGACCCAAUGCAAAAUGCUGGACAAAAUGACGACGGAUUUCUGGAAAAGGCGGAACUGGUAUGUGAACGACCCAUACCAAAUGUACCACGAUCGAACAAACCUAAAGGUUUAAAGAUUUGUGACAAUUCUGGCAAAACCUGUAGUCGUUUUUUAUUAGUCCAGAAGUGAAAGCAACAUCCUUGGUUGAGAAUAUGUUUGGAGUUUAAUACUGAACUAACUUUAUUCAGAAUACAGCAAUUGACCAUGGAUGUUGGAAGUCCAGAAGAAAUAAUACAGGCAAAUACCUAUAUAAUGUGUCUGUAUUUGUUAAUGUUCCACAAUAAAGCUUCCAUUCCAUACAA
Messenger RNA from Rhincodon typus (whale shark), 1827 nucleotides. It is a transcript of the gene mrpl35, whose product is annotated as mitochondrial ribosomal protein L35. Gene Ontology annotation, biological process: translation. NCBI's taxonomy places the organism in Eukaryota, Metazoa, Chordata, Chondrichthyes, Orectolobiformes, Rhincodontidae. Gene Ontology annotation, cellular component: ribosome; mitochondrion. The transcript is spliced from 4 exons. The record is from RefSeq and is a predicted model, not a curated record. Bases 999 to 1598 code for a protein of 199 amino acids. Gene Ontology annotation, molecular function: structural constituent of ribosome.